Molecule: messenger RNA, 4648 nt
Organism: Ciona intestinalis (vase tunicate)
Lineage: Eukaryota; Metazoa; Chordata; Ascidiacea; Phlebobranchia; Cionidae
Source: RefSeq, a predicted model, not a curated record
GUAGAAACACGUACGUAAGUUAUUAAAGUUGAAAGUAUGAGAAAAUGUCUAUGAAUGUCUAGUCUGCUCCAAUGGCUUCGCGUGUUUACUUUGAAGAAACGGAACUUCUGUUGCUUUGGUAAUAAAUGAAGAAGUAUCUCGUAUUUGAAUGUUCUGUGACUAGUUUUAAGAAGUAAAAACAAGUUUUCAUCGAUUUUCUGGCUUACGUCUUUGUACUGCAGCACAUGGCAUCGGAAAAUAAAAUCUGUUGCUGACACAUUUGUUAGUUGUACGCGAACGAUCUGGCACAAAUCAUCUUGCAUAAGACUUGUACCUCGAUCAAAUUAAAAUCUUUCAUUUGUCUAUACCGAAAAUGAGGCGGAAUGUUUGGUAACUUAUUUGAGGAUGGUAGUAAUAUGGCUUGUAGAAAUGCUAAAUCCGUUCUUUCAAUAAAUGGGAAACCUAUUGAACAACCACCAGAGGAAAGGGGGGAACAAAGUCUGAUUGGAAUUCAAAACCAGGGAGCUACAUGCUACCUCAACUCACUGAUUCAGACGCUGUUCCUUACCCCAGAAUUUCGUGAGCAGCUGUUUGAUAUUGGCUGUGAGGAAUUGGGAAAAUCUGGACCUAAUAAGAAAGAUGGAAAGGUGCGUAAGAUUCCACUUCAGCUUCAACUUUUGUUUGCUCGGUUACUUUUAAUAAAUCAGUCAAGUUGCAAAACAGAAGACUUGACCGACAGUUUCGGAUGGAGAAACAGUGAAGAGAUGCAGCAACAUGAUGUGCAAGAAUUAAGUCGUAUUCUAUUUGAUGCCAUUGAAAAUUCUUUGGUUGGAACAUCUGGUGAUAAAUUAAUUCACAAUCUUUAUAAAUAAGCCACCAUGCACAGAAUAUUCUUUAUAUUCUGUCAUCAUUCACACUGGAAAUGCACAUCGUGGUCACUACCAUGCCUAUAUAAGGGAUGUGGAUGGAUUGGAAAAAGCAAAACUUCCAAUUGUGGAUCCUGAACCUGAUUUUGAGAUGUCCACAACAACAUCAAAAGCCCCAACGAUGGUAGUUGUACAAAAACGAAGUGAACCUGUCAAUCCAAAUGAUAAUAUUGAAGAAACACUUGCUUGCUUAAUUGCUCAACAAGGCAGUGUAAAGUUGGACCAACUGAGCAUGAAACUGCGGUAUGAGACUGGUAUCUCCUGGAACAAGAAAUAUCGCAAGAAACACGGAUCUUUGAGCAAAUUUCUUCUUUCCUGUCCUAACACAUUCGUGGUGGAUAACGAGAACAACUCAGUCUAUCUAUGCAGCCAACCAAGUGAAGACAGUAAUCAAAAACUGAUUACAAAUCAACUGGAAAACAUAAACGGUAGCCAACAGUUCCCAGAAGCACUGAACCAUUCCAUGAUAAAUUUAUCGCUGGAGGAAAAAGACGAAAAAAUCGGUUUAUUCGGAGGAACAAAUGAUGUAGAAGAGGAUGCUGCUCCUACAUCUCCGGACCUUUCUACUGAUGCGGGUUCAGAUAACAAAGAAACAGCAGUUCCACAAGACGUUAACCCUGCUGGCCAUUCCUGGUUUGAUUUCAACGAUGAAAGAGUGACUGAAAUCAGCGUUAAUUCAAUCACAAAUCAAUUUGAAGGACAGCAGAGUGCUUACAUGCUUUUCUACAGACGUAAAGAUUUGAUCCGACCAGAUUCAAGUUUUGGCAACUCUAUGUACAAGAUACCCAAGCAUGUGGUUGAACAAAUACAAGAGGAAAAUAUAAAGCUUCAGAACUGGAGGGAAGAUUAUGAAAAAGCAUCAAAUAGACUUGACUUAUACAUACACACUGAGAACAUGUGUUUUGUUUCAAACGGUUUGAUACAAACAAGCAAUCCUGAAGGUCAUUUGCUUCAAAUUGAUCAAAGGGAAACAGUUGACGAUUUGCUGAGCAAAAUUUCCCAGGAACAGUCAACGUUUUUUCGCCGACCCAAACCAAAACUAAAGUUAAAAAAGAAAUAUGAAGAUUCAAGCCUGAAGCCAAGCACUCAGUGUGUGAAUACCUUGCACUAUAUGAAGGUGCUUCCCCAUGCGGGAAUUCACCUGUAUGAAUGCACAUCUGUGAGAAAAGAUGUGAGCUUAUAUGAAGCUGGUAUUCAAUCUCAGGUUCAUCUAUUUGCAUGGGAUGGUGAUAAGAUUCUGGGAUCGAAUGUUGCUCCUGGAGAGGAGAAUGAGCCAGUCCUUCAUCACCUCAUCUGUCAACAUCCGGAUUUCACUCGUCGCGUUUCCUUUUCUCUUCCCAAAUCACAGCCACCAGAUGUCAUCAGGGAGCGAGCUGCUGAAUUAAUGCUGACUCAGCAAAUUGAAGUGAAAGAAAUGGUUCAAGACGAAGUGGACAAUUUAGAAACAGAAGGCAAUAAAGAGGAAUAUGAGAUGGAAAAGUAUGUGAAAAAUUAUGUUGCAGACAUUGUGAGAUCAGAAGAGGAAAAUGAGAUAAAGGAAUCCAGUGUAGAAGCACAGGAAGAUACAAUAUCUGUUCAUGUUAAAGUGAGGAAUCUUGGAUUACAUCAGAGCUUGAAAGAUGUUGUAACUGAUUUUAAAGUUGACAAAUCAAUGUCAGUUGGCUGCUUUACGAGGCUCAUUUGCUCAAAACUGGGGGUUAAAAAAGAUGAAAAAUAUAGGAUUUCUAUGCUAAACGAGGACCAGGUUGUUCCGCUGAGAAAUGUUGAUGUGCUGGAGGACCUUGAACUCACAGAAGAUCAGAUGUUGCUUUUGGAGGAAGGUGAAAACCUCGCGGCUAGCGAGCUGGUUUUAUUUGUUCGUAAGUUUAAUGAACCUCACUGUAGUGAAUAUGUUGCUCAAGUAAACUGGAAACUAAAGCAAUUGUAUGAAGACAUGCAUAAGGAGUUUCAAUUGCCAGAUGAUGAAUGGCACCUCAGAAGAUGUAGUUGCUAUGGUGAUAUGCUCGGAGUAUUAGAACCAACAGAUGAUGAGAUACCACUGAAGAAUGGAGAUUAUGUGAUGGUGAGCCAUGGAAAGUUGGCAGAGAAAGGAAACAUAAGAAUGCGUGUUUGGUUGUUUCCGACGUUACCCGACUUUAAAUCAAAAUUCAAGGAUUUUAAACAUGAUCAACUUGUACAAGGAAGUGUGGAGGAUGCAAGGAGGAGAAGGAGCAAAGAAGUGGAUGCAAGUACCAUCCAGAAUAUGAAAGAGUUAAAGGAAAUUGGUCCUUGCAACUGUGGCCACAUUGAGCUCAAGAGAGAUAGUACAUUAUAUGACUUGAAACGAUUGCUGGCUUUAAAGAUUUCAAAAGAGUUGCAAAGUGAAGCAGCAGAGUUACGAUACCGUGUAUUAGAGCGUUCGUCACUGACGCGGGUGAUUGACAAGGAAACAACAAAUGAAGAAGUUACAUUAAAAAGAUUGAAACUUUCCUCCAGCACUCAAAUUGCUGUUCAACCAGCAGAGUGUAAACUACAGUCGAAUGAACUACUUUUGACAGUAGUUCUCCACGUACCUGGUACUCGCUGUUAUACUGAAGAAAUGGAGCUGAUUACUGAAAAAGCCGCUCCAAAACUUGGCCAAGUUUUUGCAGAGAUUCUUAAUGUGGUGGUGGAUGAUUUAAUAAUUGCUCGAAAGUUCGUUGAAAAAAAUGAAUGGACGGUCAUUCAAACUGAUGAUUCAAACGAUUCUCCGACAAAAACUAAACCAAGCAAAAGCGGGAAACGUGGUAAGAGACUUUCUGGGAAGAGGAAAUCUCUCAAGACUCAGAAAGAAUCAAUACAGUUAAAGCAUGGCGAUGUAAUUGGAGUUAAAAUUAAAUCUUUGGAAGAAAAAUCAUCUUUCGAACUUGAUCUGAUUGAUUUUGAUACAGAGGAGGACAUUUUUAUGCAAAAAAAGUUAAAGGAAAUCAAAGAGAAGUCCCAAGAAUUUAACAAGAGCCACGAUGGUGCUAACGAUCAAGUCCUAGACAAUGAUUCCAAUAAUGCAAUUAAAACUGUGAAUGCCAAAAACAAUAAAGAAAAGGAAAAUACACUGAAAAUACAUGUUGACAAUUUUUCAGAAUCUUGUAACGGUCUUCCCACCUCUUGACACGAACUUUCUAAGUUUUUCAAACAGUAAAUACGAACAUAAUACAUCUUUAUUGCGUUCCAUGCUUCAGGUUUUCUUUUAUAUAAAAUGUGCAUAUGUUUGAAAGUUGGUCAUUUGAAAAUUCGCUUGCAUUGCUAAGACAUAAGCUUUUCUAAAUUAUACCUUUUGUUUUGCAAACAGUUUGACAAUUUGCAUUGUUUCUGGGUUCAAUUUAUAAAUUUUAACAAUUUAACCAGUAUAAAUACACCUUGAAUUAAAAUAUUUAGGAUUUUUAGAUAAAACUUUUAAAUGUUGUUGUGUUUAAAUAUCAGUGGUGCAAUAUUUUGUUUGGGUAAAUUGGACCAGUGUUUUUUUUUUGCAGUCAAAAUGAUUAAUAACAUAAUUAUGACUCUUCUGCUUAAUAGCUGUAUAUGCACAGUGUUUACAAAUAAUUUUUUUUUGUGAACCAUUUUUAUGUUCUGACCAAAGAAAGUCUUACAUUAAAUUAUGUUUAUUUGUUUCUAUAAUGUGAUUUAGGUAAACCAGGACAAGGAUAUCGGUAAAUUGGUAUAGUGAUUCGUCAAGUGAUUCAUAAGGUACGUUUCUCCUGGAAUUUAUAUUAAACGCUCCAGUUCUA